Nomia melanderi (Alkali bee) is the source of this 6426-nucleotide messenger RNA. Its product is annotated as polyamine-transporting ATPase 13A3. NCBI's taxonomy places the organism in Eukaryota, Metazoa, Arthropoda, Insecta, Hymenoptera, Halictidae. Gene Ontology annotation, cellular component: membrane. Gene Ontology annotation, biological process: intracellular calcium ion homeostasis; polyamine transmembrane transport. Gene Ontology annotation, molecular function: polyamine transmembrane transporter activity; P-type transmembrane transporter activity; ATP binding. The record is from RefSeq and is a predicted model, not a curated record.
ACGGAACGGCGACGAGCGCGAUCGUCGCGAUAUCGUCCUUUCGCGGAAUCGGUCGGACGGGUCGACGUCAGUCGCGUUUCUUUGGCGGAAACCCGGGCAAACAUCGACGCGCGAUUUAUCGGCGACUCGUAUCCGCCGCGGCAGGAAAACCGUUGCGAUUCUCGAUAGACGGAUUGGUUAGGGGGCUAGCGGGGAGCAGAGAGUAGGUGCGAGUCCACGGAGAGGGGAGAAAUUCGUGCAUCAGAGUCCAGGAACGAUACGGAAUGGUGCAGUGUGAGCCGGUGCGCGGCGCGAAACAGGUGAUGGUGGUUUGGGAAAUGAUACGGCGAUUCGCUCGACAAACUCGACAAACUCGAUUCGGCCGGUUCGCUCGAACGCAUCGCGCGCAGCAAGCUUUCCGAAGCUAGUUUAAUAUUCUCGGUCCGUCAUUUCGGAAGGAAGUCGACUUUCGAUCGAGAAAAGGUCGAGACCUUGUUCCGCGCGGCUGCGCGACGCGUUCCGCGAUACAAUCGAACCGAAAUUCACUUUCGAUCGUUCCAGCGCGUGUCGCGCUUAAAACCGUCGGGUUCCCUCUGAAUUUCGUGUUUUCACGCCGCUGGUCGACCAGUUUCGACACGGUCGAGCGGUCCUAGAACAGUCGCGCGCUCUUUACCUUGAGUCGAUCGCUAUCGAUCGGUUUCCAUCGUUCUCCCGCCAAUUUAUGCGAGCCGCGAUUCUCUCGAACCGAGUCGUAAAAUCGAGUCGAGUAUCGCGCGGCACUGUGCGUCGAGAUCGUCCGUCGCGAGCCCAUCGCCGUCCCGCGCUCCGCCGAUCCGUCGUCGACGCAGCACCGGUAAACCUCGAAAAUUUCCCGAUACCGAGCUCGCUGGGAAUGCGCGAACCCGUGCGGACGUCCUGGACUACCGCCGACUGGACCUCCUGAAAACAAUCCGCCGGAAAGACUGCCAACGAACGAACGCUCGUCGAGGCAUUACAGAGGGCCGCUCGAAGGUGAACUGUGCGCACGUUCCUUCCUUUCGGCGAAAGGAAAGAAAAGAUUCGGUUUCGUUCGACGGGAAGCAGCUUGGUUGUCGGCGAAGAGUUGCGACGAGACGAGAUUACGACCACGACAACCACGACGAGGACCGCGACCACGACGACGACGACGACGUCGCGGCGGAAGCGUUUGCGCUCGCAUUCGCGUUUCCUUCCAUAGGAGAGAGAUCCUGCACGCGGAAACGCCGAAUCGUAACUCCCGUCGAAGGAUACGACCUCGAGGAAGACGGAAUCGGUACAACUUCGGCAGCCAAAGCCUAAAGUUAUGACAACAUCCGAUGGGGUGAAAGAUGACCAAACGUCGGAAAUUCAAUGGCAAAGGAUUCAUACCGGUCAAGAUGAGGAUAUGCGUGUUUACGGAUUCGAAGGGAACACCGUGAAACGUAUUCUGACUUACAUCUCGUACGUGCUGACCAUCGGCUGGGUCAGGCUGUUCUUCCACUGGUACCCGCAUCUCCACGUGUACGCGACUCACAACAAGUGUCCAUUGAAUCGCGCCACGAAAUUGCUCGUAACUGAUAAUUAUCAAGGAAAGUACAAGUCUUACCUCGUGAAGGAAGUGAAAACCGUUUCCGCGAAGAACCUAAGCGCGCAAGAAUUGGCUAGAGUUUUCGGCGACGAAGACGACCGUCUCGUUGAGAAAGUGAAAUGCAAGAAACUCAAGAUCCAUUUGGAAAAUGGCACGCAAUGCGAGGUGUCGGAGUACAAAGCUUUCUGGUGCAAAAAGCAGUGUUACGUCUGGGACGCGGCGCAGUACACGUUCUCCAGACUAGUCGGCCUGGACAAAUACACGCUAUGCUCGGAUCUUCACCUGAACAGCAACCAGGGUCUUUCGAAGGAAGAACAGUGCCUUAGGCGACUCGUCUACGGACGCAACGAGAUCGUCGUUCCCGUGCAGAGUAUCGGCGUGCUGCUGGUACUGGAGGUCUUGAAUCCAUUCUACAUUUUCCAAGUUUUCACGCUUUGCGUGUGGUUCGCGGAAGACUACUUGUACUAUACCGCGGCGAUCAUAUGCAUGUCGUUGUUUGGGAUCACAAGUUCCAUAAUACAGACUCGUAAGAAUCAACUGAAUCUUCGCGGCACAGUCUCGUCGACGGAAACGAUUCGAGUGCGUAGAAGCUCCACGCUGUCGGAAAUCGUACCGAGCAGCGACUUGGUGCCCGGUGAUAUCAUCGAGUUGCCCAAACAUCAGGCCACUGUUAUAUGCGACGCGGUCUUGCUAACUGGCCAGUGUAUAUUAAACGAAUCCAUGCUGACCGGGGAGUCUGUACCAGUGACCAAGACUCCGCUACCUCCUCAUCAUGUUCUUUACGAACCGAAAGAAUGCUCCCAUCACACUAUAUUUAGCGGCACCACCAUCAUACAGACCAGAUGUCACGGAAACGAUCCAGUUCUCGCGCGCGUCAUUCGGACGGGAUUUCACACGAACAAGGGUGGCCUGGUAGCGGCUAUCUUGUAUCCACCACCGGCCGACUUCAAGUUCGAUCAGGAUUCUUACAAAUUCAUUGGGAUUCUCGCGUUCAUCGCCAGCUGCGGUUUCAUAUAUACCAUCGUGACCAAGGCAUCCAGAGGAAUCACGGUUGGCGACAUAGCCAUAAAGGCGUUGGACAUCAUAACCAUUGUGAUUCCUCCGGCGCUUCCAGCAGCGAUGACGGUGGGAAAAUUGUACGCGCAGUCGCGUCUGAAAAGAGCGCAGAUCUACUGCAUCAACAACAGAGUGAUCAACGUCUCUGGCAGUAUAAAUUGCGUCUGCUUCGACAAGACCGGCACCUUGACGGAGGAUGGUUUGGACAUGUGGGGAAUCGUGCCCUGCACGAACGGCAGCCUCGGCGAACCGGAAAGAAGCAUUCCUAAAUUAAAGGAUCAUCCUCUUUACCAGGGCAUGUUGGUUUGUCACAGUCUGACUAUAAUAAACGACGAGCUCUGCGGAGAUCCUCUAGACGUAAAGAUGUUCGAAAGUACCGGAUGGCUGUUGGAGGAACCUAACGGCGAUCAUUCGAAGAAACAUGAUCUCGUAGCGCCGACGGUCGUAAAGCCGGCGAGGAAUGCCGGCUUCGGGGAAAAUACGAGCGAGCCGUCUGAAAUCGGGAUAGUACAGCAGUAUCAGUUCUCGAGCUCUCUACAACGAAUGUCUGUGAUAGUACGCGUAUCAGGGUCCGAGACUUACACAGCUUAUACGAAGGGAUCGCCUGAAAUGAUCCUCAGUUUAAGCAAACCAGAGACUGUUCCGAAAGACAUUCUGUUUAGCUUGAGAAGGUACACGGAACAAGGUUAUCGAGUGAUAGCUAUGGGUCGUACGACAUUCACGGAAGACGGUGCCAAGAUAAUGAAACUGGCCCGUGACGCGGUCGAACAGAACCUUGAAUUUCUGGGCUUAGUCAUCAUGGAGAACAGAUUGAAAGCACCGACUAUACCGGUCAUCAAGGAACUGAGGGCAGCCGACAUACACGUGCUAAUGAUCACCGGGGAUAAUAUCCAAACAGCUGUGAGCGUGGCAAAAGAAUGUGGCAUUUUGUCGCCGCGAGAGACUGUGAUAGACGUAACUGUGGUUACGAAAGAAAACAAGAUGCAACCGGAGAUUUAUUUCAACGCUCAGGAAUUCACUCCCAAACUGACUCUUCGAGGCAAGAAGCUCAAGAUUACCGAAUUACGGGAUAUGGAACAAACCUUAGGCAAUAGUAAUUAUCGAUUCGCGCUGACGGGUCAGUCGUGGCAGUUGUUGCGCGAGUAUUAUCCGGACAUAGUACCCAAGAUCUGUGUGCGCGGUGCAAUAUUCGCCAGGAUGACUAGCGAUCAGAAGCAGCAAUUGGUGUUGGAGCUGAUGCAACUGGGCUAUUACGUUGCCAUGUGUGGAGACGGUGCGAACGACUGCGGUGCACUGCGAGCGGCGCACGCGGGUGUAUCCUUGUCCGAGGCGGAGUCUAGUGUUGCUAGUCCGUUCACAUCCAAGGUACCUGACAUCACUUGUGUUCCAAAGGUAAUCAAGGAAGGUCGAGCCGCGUUGGUCACGUCGUUCGGCAUCUUCAAGUUUAUGGUCACUUACUCGCUGACAGAGUUCCUCUCCGUGAUAAUCCUAUACUCCAUCGACUCGAAUUUAACGGAUCUAGAGUUUCUAUUCAUCGAUAUUUGUUUAGUCGUGAAUUUCGCUUCGUUCUUCGGGAAAACGCGGGCGUACGAGAAGAAGCUGGUUAAGAAACCCCCGAUGACUAGCCUUUUAAGUUUCACGACGAUCUUCUCUUUGAUCGUACAUAUGUUGAUUAUGACAAUUUUUCAAGCAACCGCUUAUUACAUGGUACGGAUUUUCCCCUGGUACAAGCCGUUCGUUUAUACCGGCGAAUCGUACGCGUGUUACGAAAAUUAUUCCGUCUAUUGUGUCUCCAUGUUCCAAUAUAUAACUAUGGCGAUAAUAUUUUCUCGCGGGAAGCCGUACAGGGAAGCUAUUUAUACGAACGUUACCUUCAUCGUUUCCAUUAUUUUACUGACUACGGUGUGCACAUAUAUCACCGUUUAUCCUGCAGAAUGGAUAGUGAAUCUACUCGAGCUACUUGUACCUCAAGCUUACAACUGGAAGAUCAUUAUUUUGGCCCUAGCUUUAGCGAACUUUAUAGUCUGCAUCGCGGUUGAAACUUUCGUGAUAGAAUACAUGAUAGAGAUGAAAUUGAAAUCAAAGUUUUACAGGCCCGAAAAGUCCAAGAAAGCGUACCUAAGAAUAGAACAUGAAUUGCAGCACAACUUAAGUUGGCCGAAACUUAACAAAGAACUACCCGUUUUGCCGUUAACGCCAAGUGUAGAAAAUAUCAUUAACGUAUCGUACGCGGAGGAGCAAUGUUACGCGAACGAAAAUGAGAAAAGUGUCAACGGUAAGAACCGAUAUCAGACUAUAGAGUCGAGUAAACAGAGUAAACAGAGUAAACAGAGUAAACAGAGUAAACAGAAUAAAGAGAAUAAAGAGAAUAAAGAGGAUAAAGAGAGCAGAGAGAGUAAAGGGUUACACGGGUUUGAUAAUUGUACAUUUGUCAACGACGAAUUACCGCGAAACAUGAAUAUGAUAACUAGAUUUUAAGAUCAUUAAGAUUUUAAUGUCUUCCAACAUUUCACAGUUCGAUAAUCAUUCGAGACGAGUAUAAUUAAACGUGCUUCGUUUAAGUUAGGACUUCCAAACCGUAGACAAUGGACAGUGAAAUAAUUGCACCAGUAUUUGUAUAUAAGUAUUAUUAUGAUAAUUCUAAAGCAAUAAAUAUUUUUACUACAAUACGGAAUAAAACAAACGUGUCAAGAAAUUUCUCAUCGCUCUGUGCGUACUCGAAAAAAUCCAAAAUAUAUUUUUAUAUACAGUCGAAGUAUAGUAUUGUAAGUACUCUCUAACAGUUACAUUCUCCUAGAGAAUUUCGUUCAAUCUUCUCAAUGUAAGGAUAUUUUAUUUUAACGGUGAACCGAGGGAAAGACGUUAUUUCUUCUUGCUGUUUCGAACGCGUAACGUGUGUAUACAAAAUCUUUAUUUAUUAUGAGAAACAUGUUUCUUGCUCAAUAAAAGAUUUGAGCAUCCAAGAAAUAAAACAAAUUACAGAUCAUAAGACGUGAUCUUUUCUCAUCUUCUGUUCCAAUAAUUUCGAUCUUUUUAGCAUUUUCUAUAUUACAAACAAUAAGUUAUAUUUAUAAAUACCUGUAUACGUAAUUAGAAAAAUUAUAUUUUUAAACUAAGCUCACCUAUAAUGUCGUUUUGAUUUUCCACUAGUUCAUUCCUGAUCCAGUUCUUGUAACGAAGCACCACUUUAUUUAUUAUUUGUACCGUACUUUCGUGUAUCUUAGGCUUUAAAAGAAGACUCGGUAGAGUUGAAAUAAAUUCUUUAAAUACACGUUCUCUGCAAUGCAUUGACAAUUGGUAAAAACAGUUUGAAACCAAGUAGAACUUGAAAUGAGUGCAUAGAGAAAAUUUACCUGUGUAAUUCGUGCAAUGUAUGGUCUAACAUAAUAUCACUGAUGCUGGAAAACAAUUGUAAUUGCAGUUCUUUCUUCGACUGAUCGCAACAUGCGUUUACAACCGAUUGUAGAGUUUCGCUAAGAUCAAGAUUAUUUCUGUACCAAAUUUUACUUGCUUUCAGAAAUAAUGUUCUCAAUAAUUUAAUCAACUGUGGUAAAACGAUAUUAUCUUCGGGUGACCAGUCCUCGAGUCUCUCUACAAGAGAACAAACAUGGAAACCAUAUGUAAAAAAAAAACGAAUGAUUCUCCGUGAAACUUCCACAACCAUGUAGACUUACCAUUUAAGUAUUUAAGUACAGACAUAGAAUAAGUUUUAUUUAGUUUAGGUGUAAUUUUAUCAUUGUAUUGUAUUGUUGUAAACCAAACGUAAAUUUGACAAAGUCCUAAAUUAUCUCCCAAGGAAAUAUCGC